GUUGUUGUUAUUCGUGGGGAUCAGUUAUAUCUAUAUGGUCGUCAAAAUUCCAAUUUUAAAAUAGAAACAAAAUUAAUGUACAAUCAAAAGCCAAAUAAAACACAUGAUUGUCUUUAAGUAUUUAUAAUCGGGAAUGCUUAACCUUCAUCAUUUGAUUCUCCACAAAGAUCACAUAUUUUCGCGACUUAAAAAAAAUUGUGUCAUGCCAUCUUUUUAAUGAACCUUACAUGACUGUCUUUACACAGCAAUAUUUUCCAACAUGAAAUUUGCUGUGCAGUGUGUUCGCGGGAAAGGUGCCAGACUUGGUACUCUGACAGAUCUAGGUUGCCAUAGUAACCUAACCUUAGAAACACCAAUGUGUAUGCUGUAUACAAGAGGAGGCAGUGCUCCUUACCUUGGCAUUGAUGUUCUUCAGAGAGUUCAAGGAACACCAGCUGUUGUCCACAUGCCACUUAAUAUGUUGGCGCAAUUUCAAGAAGUCAUCACAGGUUUCCAGGCAGGCAUGGGAAAGUUCUCUGCCCUUGGCAACCAGUUGAUCUACGCCUCCUCACAUGACCCAGCAUCUGAAACCAAGUCAGGAAAGAAUGACAAGCACAGUAUUGGUGUCUGGGGUCGAGGUGGGAAAGUUCAGUUGGACCCUGAGGGGUUUGUGAAAUUACAAGAGGCCGUCCAGCCAGACUGGUUUCAGAGCAUGGCAGACGGGGAUACAGACCACUCUAGCACGAGCAAGCGAUGCAAGAAGGCUGUUGACAGAACGCUCUUCUUCCUUGACGAGACUCUGGACCGAUGGAAAAAGUCAGAGAAACUUCAGAAGAGCUGUAUGUUUGGCAGUAUAGUGGGAGGAUUUGAUGCCCGAGAACGCAAGAGAUGCACCCUGGAGACAGUGGCAAGAAAUUUAGAUGGCUACGUCAUAGAGGGAUUCCACCACUAUGGACCUAGCACAGAAACAUUUGAUCUCCAUGGAAUAGCUGACCUGAUCCAGUCAAUCAUGUGCCAUCUUCCAGAAGACAAACCCAGGGUGAUGCACGCAGUCUGGAGACCAGAUGCAGUCCUGCAGGCUGUACAGCUGGGAGUGGACAUCUUUGACAGCUCCUACCCAUACAUUAUCACCGAGAGGGGACUGGCUUUAGUCGUGGACUACAACUACAACACGCCAUUGGAUGAGAGGCCUACUCAGAGGGAAACAACUGGACCCACCAUAGAUCUUAACGAGAAGAGGUUUGUCGAUGACUUCAGUCCACUUCUUGCUGAAUGCACGUGUUAUACGUGCAAGAACUACUCCAGAGCCUAUGUAAACCAUCUCUUGAACACUGGUGAACUGCUUGGACGUAUACUACUCAUCAUGCACAACUUCGAACAGUACUUUGGCUUCUUCGCUAGCAUACGACAGGCAAUGGCAGAGAACAAGUUUGAACAACUACAACAACUAGUGAAUGAACAGACAGGCACAACUUGAUUAAAAUGUUGACUUGUGAACUCAGUUAAAGAAUUAUGAAAGUGAUGAAGAGUUCUUAAAUAUCUAUUAUUGGGUGCGAUCAUAGAAGACCGGUUCUAUCCACGGCAUUUGAUAGUGAAAACAUACAUAAUUAUACUAUGUACAUAUUUGUAUCCUGGUGAUAUCAUUCAUUGUUUGAUGUGGGUCUCUUUAAAAUUAAAUUAUGUCUCGUAAA
Messenger RNA from Dreissena polymorpha, 1670 nucleotides. Its product is annotated as queuine tRNA-ribosyltransferase accessory subunit 2-like. Bases 260 to 1456 code for a protein of 398 amino acids. The transcript is spliced from 11 exons. Lineage: Eukaryota; Metazoa; Mollusca; Bivalvia; Myida; Dreissenidae. The record is from RefSeq and is a predicted model, not a curated record. Gene Ontology annotation, molecular function: tRNA-guanosine(34) queuine transglycosylase activity.